Messenger RNA from Cyprinus carpio (common carp), 771 nucleotides. RefSeq names its product cytosolic sulfotransferase 1-like. NCBI's taxonomy places the organism in Eukaryota, Metazoa, Chordata, Actinopteri, Cypriniformes, Cyprinidae. The transcript is spliced from 3 exons. Gene Ontology annotation, cellular component: cytoplasm. Gene Ontology annotation, molecular function: sulfotransferase activity. The record is from RefSeq and is a predicted model, not a curated record. The coding region runs from base 1 to 387 and encodes 128 amino acids. Gene Ontology annotation, biological process: sulfation.
AUGUGUUUUGGUCCUUGGUAUGACCAUGUCAGUGGAUGGUGGGAGAAAAAACAGACAUAUUCUAACCUACUGUACUUGUUCUAUGAGGAUUUGGUCGAAGACACUGGACGUGAGGUGGAACGUUUGUGCUCAUUCUUGGGUUUGUCCAUUUCAAUUGAAGAGAGGGAAAAAAUAACAAAAGGGGUUCAGUUUGACACCAUGAAACAGAACAAGAUGAUCAACCAUGUCACAAUCCCUUUCAUGGACUUCAAGAUCUCUCCCUUCAUGCGAAAAGGUAAAGUUGGAGACUGGAAAGGUCACUUCACUGUGGCACAAAAUGAACAGUUUGAUGAGGUCUACAAACAGAAGAUGAAGAAUACCACACUCAAGUUUCGCACUGAGAUUUAAUAUUUGAGUUCUAGAUCUCUUUGAUUGUUAGUGAUAUUGAUUAUUAGAAACUUAUUGUUAGUGAUAAUGUGUAUAACUUUCAGGACAGAAAUACAAUGACCUCAGAAGUUUUUUUUUUUUUUUCUUACUCUGCCUCAGUUUUAACCAGUGGCAGACUAAGGGCCAGAUUUACUAACAGCUUGCACCAGUGCAAACCGACUUUUGGCAUUAAAAAAGAUGUGCAGUGAAGAAUUAGUGCUGAAAAGACAUGGACAUGCCUGACCUUAUUAAAUAUGCAUUUGUUGGAGUUUCCCUUUCAGGCGCAAAAUUUAUGGGAGGAGAGUAUUAAAAUGAAUCACGCAACACGAUUUACUAAUGUUUGCCCUCAUCAAAUUAUUAUUUAAA